This is a messenger RNA of Spodoptera exigua (beet armyworm), 1088 nucleotides long. The record is from the annotation of a GenBank genome assembly. NCBI's taxonomy places the organism in Eukaryota, Metazoa, Arthropoda, Insecta, Lepidoptera, Noctuidae.
CGGCAGUGAUAGUGAGUGGCCGUAUUGUACGUUUUGCUAUAACAAAAUGACUUUGUUGUGCCAAAUAUUACUGGGAAAAGCAAAAGAAGGUGUGUUUAGAUCUGGCGAAUGUGUGCGAGGAACAUUAAAGUAUUCUGUGGAUAAACCGACGAAAUAUGAAACUAUCUACAUCAGGUUUGUCGGUCAUGGAAGUUGUUGUUGGACUGAAUCCGAUGGAGACGACAGAAAAAAAUAUAGCAACGAAGAAGAAUACGCGGACGAUACUCAGUAUAUACUUAAACCAAACGAAGAGAAUGUUCUAACUGGUUCUUAUGAACACCCAUUUGAAUUUCAAAUUCCUGAUAAUAUACCAAUAUCUAAAAAGGAUGAUGUUUGUGUUAUAUACUAUAAAGUCGUCGCUAUAUUUUUAAAGGCAGAAGGUCUUAUUAAGACGAAGAAGUUUGACGCAGAAAUCCCCGUUUACGGAUACGUAACCAGGUGUUCCCCAGAGCCACUAAUAUUCGGUUUACAGAAGGACCUUUUUUCUCUUACAACUACAAACAAAAUCAACGUGAAGGCUUCUAUAGAUAAAACCUUCGUGACUCCAGGUGAAAAUUUUACUCUCCUAGUGACAGUGAACAAUAAUACAGAUUUACAAAUUACAAUAAGGACAGAACUGGUCAAAUUUUUCACAUAUCGCGCUGAUGAUGGUCACACAAGAGUAGAUAAAUAUACAGUUAAUGGCACUCUGUGUGAUUCUCCACCAAUGAAAGUUCGAAGUGUGUCAAAUUUGACGUGCAUUGUGCCCACCUUACCAAGUUUAUACUCAAUACAAUACUCAAAGAUAGUGGAAGGAGCUUAUAAGGUGAGGGUAACUGCUGUAGUCCCAUUUCCUCAUAUAAACGAGGCAGUGGAGAUCCCAGUAGUUAUCGGAGAAGGAAGAGACCAUCUUGGAGCUACAGCGAAACACGUGGAUGAUACAGCUUUGUCUUUAACUACUCCAGAUGAAAACAAUAAAUAUUUACAAGGAUUCGAUGUGCAGUGAUAAGUGAACAGUGAUAGACACAAUGCAAGUGCAAGUUUCAAUGGAUUUUGUGUACAAAAUAAGU